GUUUAUUCGAAUUUAAUUUUCAGUCGAGGAAAAUGUUUAAGUUAACGUUGUUGUGCAUUAUUGCUCUCUCAAUAAAAAAAAUACAAUCCGUCAACAAUGAUUGGUGGAAGAAUGCCGUUAUUUAUCAAAUCUAUCCCCGAAGUUUCAAGGACAGUAAUGCUGAUGGAAUUGGCGAUUUAAAUGGAAUCACUGACAAAAUGGAUCACAUAAAGGACAUUGGAGCCGAUGCUCUAUGGCUUUCACCAAUCUACACAAGUCCGCAGGCUGAUUUUGGCUACGAUAUCGCCAAUUUCACUAAUGUAGAUCCAGGCUAUGGAACACUGACAGAUUUCGAUAACCUCGUAACAAAAGCAAAGAGUCUCGGUCUAAAGGUGAUUUUAGACUUUGUUCCCAAUCACAGUUCAACAGAGCAUCAAUGGUUCAAAAAUAGUAUCCAACGAAUAAAACCCUACGACGAAUAUUACGUGUGGCGUGAUGCAAAAAUGGUGAAUGGUCAACGAAAACCCCCAAACAAUUGGUUGAGUACUUUCAAGGGUACAGCUUGGGAAUGGAAUGAACAACGUGGUCAAUAUUAUCUCCAUCAGUUCGCCAUUGGACAACCGGAUUUAAAUUAUCGUUCGGCUCUCUUGAAUCAAGCAAUGAAGGAUGUACUGACAUUUUGGAUGAAUCGCGGUGUCGAUGGUUUUCGAAUAGACGUCAUUAAUCACGUAAUUGAAGAUUCUUUACAACGCGACGAACCAUUAAGUAAUGAUCCAUCGGCAAGUUUGGAUGACUACAAUUCCCUGUUGCAUAUUUACACUAAAGAUCAAAACGAAUCCUACGAUAUUCUCAACAGUUGGAGGGUUUUACUCGACCGAUUCGCCUCAGAGCAUCAAACGGAUGCUAAAUUCCUCAUAACCGAAGCCUACGCCACCCUUCCGAUGACAAUCAGGUAUUAUUCCGCCGGUUCGGUUCCAUUUAAUUUCAUGUUCAUCACCGAUCUGAAUGGCGCAUCGACAGCAAUGAAUUUCAAGAGAACCAUAGACAACUGGCUGAAUAGCCUACCAAAGGCCAAUGUUUCCAAUUGGGUGGUUGGUAAUCACGAUAAUCAUCGAAUAGCCUCGCGGUAUGGUGUGAAAAAAGCCGACAUGAUAACAAUGCUUUCGACCAUUUUACCAGGAAUCACUGUCGUCUACAAUGGCGACGAAAUCGGUAUGAUAGAUCGUGAAUUUACCUGGAAAGAAACGGUGGACGUUGCCGGUUGUAAUUUAGGUCCCGACAAAUAUCAAAUUGGUUCAAGAGAUCCUGAAAGAACACCAUUUCAAUGGGACGAUACAACGAGUGCGGGAUUUUCGACAAGUGAAAAUACAUGGCUUCCGGUUAAUAGUAAUUACAAGGAACUGAAUUUAGCAGCACAAAAAGCAGCGACAACAACGUCUCACUAUAAAGUUUUCAAGAGUCUAACAACGCUGAAGAAGAAAUUGCUGAAUAAGAGUGGAAAGGAAAAAACGGAUGUCACUCUAAUUACGCCAAAUGUUCUUGGAAUUGUUCGAAGACUACCGGGAACAACACCAAUAGCACUUGUAAUCAAUACCUCGGAUGCUGAAGUUAAAGUUGAUGCAAUGAGUUGGUUAAAUAUUCCACUUGAAAUGUCCGCCUAUACGACAAGUGUAGAUUCGGGAAUUCCUUCCGGUACUCAAAUUGAAACUAACGCAUUGACAUUACCCGGAUCGGCGUCAAUUAUUCUCACCUCACAAAAUCAAAUGAAUGAAUUGUUGAGUUAAUUCAAUUGUAAACUUUUUUUUCACCACAAAAUACAGUGGGAAAAAAUUUAUUUUAUUCAAAUAAACCAUUACUUGUUUAUUAUCAAUUAAAUAUUUACAUUGAAUCAAUUUUUAUUGAUUUCAAAUGUAUUUGAUUCCAAUAUUACUUGUUUAUUAUCAAAUAAAUAUUUACUUGAAUCAAAUAAUUUUUACUUGAGUCAAAUAAAUAUUUACUUAAAUCGACACUGUAGAAACAAAGUCUUAAAGUACUUACAGCUUAAAUGUGUUUUUUCCUUAAAUUCAACUCAUUUUUGGGUUUAAAACAAAAGCAAAAAAAUUAUAAGUCUUAAAAUCAAUGUUCUAAUCAGGAAUUUAAUCAAUAUUUGGACUAAUGUAAGUUGUUUUAGUCAAAAUCAGGCUUAAUACAAGACUUAUUUUUUACAGUGAAAUAAUUUUUAUUGAAAUCAAAUGAAUAUUUUCUUGAAUCAAACAAUUUUUAUUGAAAUCAAUUAAAUAUUUACUUGCAUCAAAUAAUUUUUAUUUAAAUCAAUU
Messenger RNA from Leptopilina heterotoma, 2294 nucleotides. RefSeq names its product maltase 2-like. The record is from RefSeq and is a predicted model, not a curated record. NCBI's taxonomy places the organism in Eukaryota, Metazoa, Arthropoda, Insecta, Hymenoptera, Figitidae. The transcript has a single exon. Gene Ontology annotation, biological process: carbohydrate metabolic process. The coding region runs from base 33 to 1763 and encodes 576 amino acids.